Tuber aestivum (summer truffle) is the source of this 2608-nucleotide messenger RNA. The record is from the annotation of a GenBank genome assembly. NCBI's taxonomy places the organism in Eukaryota, Fungi, Ascomycota, Pezizomycetes, Pezizales, Tuberaceae.
GAACCAAGCUUCUUCCAACUUCGCGAGUUCGCUGAAACUCCACUGGAUUCCGGAUACCUCACACCCCUCACAAUCACCAAACAGCCUUCUUCGAAUCGUAAAAACAUCCCCAACCGCGAACCUCUCUGUACACCUGAUCGGCCUCCGUGAGAACUCAUCUGAGAUCCGGAAAUGGGUGCUCUGCUCUCAAUCCCGUUUCUGGCGGUUCCCGGCCUGACUACGGUAUUGCGUUCCCCCCUCCCCUCCACCCGCCCACUCCAACCUCACAUUGACAUGGUCACUAGAUUGGCUCCUUUGCUGCGUCGUGUUGUGGUGCCGCAGCUUGUUCCGCACUGUGUAGCGCUUGUGGCAAAUGUGGUAGCAGGUAUGGGGGCUCUCAUUACAUUGCGAUAAGGGGUCAUGGCUAACUUCACUAUAGUACUGCUACGAGGAUCGCUUAUGCCUGUGUGUGGCCUAACUCAAACAUUCCCUAUUCGGGGUCCUGAUACUGACACCCUAUAGUGCUCUUCUUGUUAAACAGUAUUAUCUCAUGGAUCAUGCUCUCGCCCUGGGCCAUCAAGAAGCUUGAGCAUUUGGCCCUCGACUAUUUCCCCAUCACUUGUUUGGGGGAGCAAUGCUACGGUUUCGUUGCGGUGCAUCGUAUACAGUUUGCUCUUGGUGUUUUCCACGCUGUUCUCGCUACCGUUCUUGUCGGGGUUAAGAGUUCGAAGGGUGGUCGUGCCGCUAUUCAGAAUGGGUUAGUCAGUCAUGCUGAUGCUGACGGCUUGAGACAGAGGAUUCUAACGGUUAUACUUAUAGGUAUUGGGGGCCCAAGAUCAUUGCCUGGCUUUUACUUAUCGUUCUUACGUUCCUUAUCCCUGAGGGCUUCUUCCUUGUCUGGGGAAAUUAUUUUGCAACCUUCGGCGCUGUUUUGUUCCUUCUGCUCGGUCUCGUCCUGCUUGUCGAUCUCGCGCAUACCUGGGCUGAAGUCUGCCUUGGGAGGAUUGACGAAUCGGACUCUAGAAUAUGGCGUGGUAUCCUCCUUGGCAGCACGUUAGGGAUGUACAUUGGAAGCUUAGCACUUACGAUUCUGAUGUAUGUCUUCUUCGCCGGCAGUGGAUGUUCUAUGAAUCAAGGUGUGCUCUUUCAUCCGUACGUUAGCAACAAAUCACUAACUACAGCACCACAGCGGCCAUAACUAUCAAUCUUAUCCUGCUCAUUCUUGUCUCUGCGAUUUCCGUCCAUCCCAUGGUUCAGGAAUACAACUCGCAAGCCGGCCUAGCCCAGUCUGCCAUGGUUGCAAUCUACUGCACUUAUCUCACCAUGUCUGCUGUUUCUAUGGAGCCUGAUGACAAGCAAUGUAACCCUCUUCUGCGAGCUCGUGGGACUCGUACCGCUUCUAUCGUUCUUGGUGCCAUCGUGACUUUCCUCACCAUCGCAUAUACCACCACCCGUGCCGCCUCUCAAGGAGUUGGACCACUUCACAGAGGAAACACCUCCCCGAGCAACGGUGGCUACUCUAGUUUGGGAGAUGGGGAACAUGGCCUCGUCUCAACAGAACCCAGCAGAUCCGAACUCAGAGCCCGUGCUCUGCGCAGGGCCGUUGAGGAUGGAAGCUUGCCUGCCAGUGCCCUGGAUGAUGAUGAUGAUUCGGACGACGAAGAUGAUGCUAGAGCUAACGAUGACGAGAAGAAUGGAGCUCAGUAUAGUUAUUCAGGGUUUCAUAUCAUCUUCUUCCUCGCGACUGCAUGGACAGCAACACUUUUGACAAUGAGCUUGGAGCCCGGAAAGAAUGACGGCGAGGGUUUCACUCCUGUCGGUAGAACGUACGCUGCUAGUUGGAUUAAGAUUGUCUCUGCUUGGGUGUGUUAUGCACUUUACUCCUGGACUUUGGUCGCGCCAGUUGUGUGAGUUUUUACCAUUUCCCCCUAUAGACCAUCAGGACCUUAACUAACCUGAUCUCGUAAUAGCUUCCCCGAGAGAUUUUGAAUUCAACUACUUUGCUAUUUCCAAGUUAGUCUGCUAGUGGCAGGGCAGGGCAUGGUAUGGGUUGUUUGCGUCGCGCGUAGAAUGCAUCAGGGGAGGGGUUCAAUUGUUUCUUUGCCCGGUCUAACCCGAAUUUACUCUCGUUUUCUGAAAUGGCGUUUUUGUAUUUUUUUCGCGUAAUUGAGGCUACAUACUUUGUGUCAACAGUUUUAAGUAAUAGUAUAUCUACUUUGGAGGCUGCGAUCCAUGAUGAACUAGAGUUUCCGCGCAUAUCCCGUCUAGACGUCCCACUGCAUCACAUACCAUCACUCGGACAUUAGUCCCCAGUCGCCAAGGCGCUACUUGUGGUGAUCGAGCACAGAUCAUCCUGCGCCUAAGACUCCAAAAUCACCCGUGGGCCAUUGGACACCCUUGAGGCACAGUACGAUAUCUCCCCUGCUUCUCCGAAAGGAUCGCUUUGUCCCGAGUGAUCAUUUAUGAGAUGUCGAGUGGUGUGCUUCCUCCCACAAGUAAUGGGAAAUUGGUAUUAUGCGAAAGACUUGUAAAUCUGUGGUCAUAAGCUAGAUUGAAAAAAAGAAAACGAGGGAAAAAAGAAAAAGAAGAAAAGACAUGAGGAAGCAAGAAAAAAUAACGCCAUAACCCA